AUGAGCACAAAGGUAAAGUAUCCAGUAGUUGAACAGGUUUCAAAAAUUCUUCACAGAAAUAUUUUUUCAUAUUAUCUGAAAGAAUUAGCCCAGUUUGAUAAAGAAAAACACGAUGCACAGAUGAAACAGUUUUAUAACUAUAUAUCGAGUAAAAUAACCGAUACCCGAGCCGAAAAGAAACGUCCAAAUAAAAAGAAACUACCAAAGGUAAAUCCGGUGGAAAGCAGUGACACUGAAGAUAUUUCAGACAUUGAGGAAGAUACCAUAGCCUCAAAUGGAGAGGAAGAUAGCCCUGUGGAAAAAGUCUGAUAGAUUCAAAUAAAAAAACGAUAUUCGAUGGGAUGUAAUCAUAAACUAUUGUGUUUUUGAAACAGCAAUUCCAAAUACAUACAGAUUGACAGGAAAACUAUGAUU
Molecule: messenger RNA, 414 nt
Organism: Cotesia congregata
Lineage: Eukaryota; Metazoa; Arthropoda; Insecta; Hymenoptera; Braconidae
Source: the annotation of a GenBank genome assembly